UGAGUGAUGGCCAUAUGGGAUUCCUUAUAUUAUUCUGUCUACCUUGGUAUAUGUUUAAAAUUUUCCAUAAUAAAAUACAGAAAGUCAGCUCUUCAGUGAGCUUGAAAAAAACGGAGUGGGGGGGAGCAGUGGGUGGGGUUAUAGAUAAAACAAGAUGGCCUUCAGUUGGUAAUUGUUGAAGCUGGAUUAUACAUUCGCAUAGGUUUAUAAUAUUAUUCCCCCUACAUUUUUAUCCAUUUGAAAUUAUCCUUAAUAAAAAGUACUUUUAAAAAGCAAAAACAAAUUACUUUAUCAAACAAAAAUCGGGGUAAAUGUACAAUAAGGUAAAUUUGAAAAUGUAACCACAAGAAAGGAAAAAAACACUUGUACAUUAUUUAUCAGCUUUGGUGUCCUUUGUGUGUGAUAAAACACAUUGAUGGAAAAGAAAACGUUCAUCUCAUAUCUUUUUAUUUUAUGUCCUUUCCUGUCCCCUUGUUUGACCUUCUAGGCUACCAUCAGAAAAGCUAAGUUUGCUGAAUAGUGAGGAUCAGAUCUGAUCCUGAUUGCAGAACAUCCCUGAUUACAGAAUCCUGGGUUGUGUCUCCCACCUCAUCUCUCCAGACAUCCCAGAAGAUCUGUAAGAUUCCAUCUGGGAAAACACUAGGAGUUUUUGGAAGGGAAAGAAGGAAGAGGAUUACUGGUUGGAAUAAAAACAGGGUUGAAUGAGUUCCAGAAAGCAGGGUUCUCAAACUCGUGGACAACAAUCUGCAGACGAAGACAACUUCAAAAAACCAACUAGAAGCAACAUGCAGAGAAGUAAGAUGAGAGGGGCCUCCUCGGGAAAGAAGACAGCUGGUCCCCAGCAGAAGAAUCUGGAAGCAGCACUCCCAGGCAGAUGGGGGGGUCGCUCUGCAGAGAACCCCCCUUCAGGGUCCGUGAGGAAGACAAGAAAGAACAAACAGAAGACCCCUGGGAACGGAGAUGGUGGCAGCACCAGCGAAGCACCUCAGCCACCUCGGAAGAAAAGGGCCCGGGCAGACCCCACCGUUGAAAGUGAGGAGGCAUUUAAGAAUAGAAUGGAAGUUAAAGUGAAGAUUCCAGAAGAAUUAAAACCAUGGCUUGUUGAGGACUGGGACUUAGUUACCAGGCAGAAGCAGCUGUUUCAACUCCCUGCUAAGAAAAAUGUAGAUGCCAUUCUGGAAGAGUAUGCUAAUUGCAAGAAAUCGCAGGGAAAUGUUGAUAAUAAGGAGUAUGCAGUUAAUGAAGUUGUGGCAGGAAUAAAAGAGUAUUUCAAUGUGAUGUUGGGCACUCAGCUGCUUUACAAAUUUGAGAGGCCCCAGUAUGCCGAAAUCCUCUUGGCCCACCCUGAUGCGCCGAUGUCCCAGGUUUAUGGGGCGCCACACCUACUGAGAUUAUUUGUAAGAAUUGGAGCGAUGUUGGCAUACACGCCCCUUGAUGAGAAGAGCCUUGCAUUAUUGUUGGGCUAUUUGCAUGAUUUCCUAAAAUAUCUGGCAAAGAAUGCUGCGUCUCUCUUUACUGCCAGUGAUUAUAAAGUGGCUUCUGCUGAGUACCACCGCAAAGCCCUGUGAGGGUCUACUGACCACUCACUGUUAUGUCUGGUAUCUGUAAACACUCUUUUUGUUCUUAGUCUUUUUCUUGUAUAAUUGAUGUUCUUUAAAAUUGUUAAUGUAUAACAGGGCUUAUGUUUCAGUUUGUUUUCUGUUUUGUUCUAAACAGAAAAUAAAAGGAGUACAAGCUCCUUUUCUCAUUUCAAAGUUGCUACCAGUGUACGCAGUAAUUAGACAAAGAAGAAACAUUCAGUAGAACAUUUUAUUGCCUAGUUGACAACAUUGCUUGAAUGCUGGUGGUUCUAUCCCUUUGACACUACACAGUUUUCUAAUAUGUGUUAAUGCUAUGUGAAAAAAAAUGCCCUGAUUCCUAGUGCCAAAGGUUCAACUUAAUGUAUAUACCCGAAAACCCAUGCAUUUGUGCUCUUUUUUUUAUGGUGCUUGAAGUAAAACAGCCCAUCCUCUGCAAGUCCAUCUAUGUUGUUCCUUAGGCAUUCUAUCUUUGCUCAAAUUGUUGAAGGAUGGUGGUUUGUUUCAUGGUUUUUGUAUUUGAGUCUAAUGCACGUUCUAACAUGAUAGAGGCAAUGCAUUAUUGUGUAGCCACGGUUUUCUGGAGAAGUUGAUAUUUUAGGAAUUGUAUUUCAGAUCUUAAAUAAAAUUUGUUUCUAAAUUUCAAAGCAA
Kogia breviceps (pygmy sperm whale) is the source of this 2228-nucleotide messenger RNA. Lineage: Eukaryota; Metazoa; Chordata; Mammalia; Artiodactyla; Physeteridae. The record is from RefSeq and is a predicted model, not a curated record.